GGCCCGCAGGAAAUAGGGGCGGGCCGCGGGCCUAGCGUGGCGGGAGGUGGAGCAGGGAUGCGGCUGAGGCCAGAGUCCAGGAGGGCCUGGCUGCAGGGGAAUGAAGCCUCCCCCUUCUUGGGUAGAAGCCUUUAAAUACGGGCUUGGGCCCGGGACUCGGGGUGCGGCGCCUGGCAGCCUUAGAGGGGCGUGCGGUGAGGGCAGAUCAGACCGAGCAGGGCGCGAGUACAGAAGCUGCGGCUGCGCGGCCCAGAGCGAGGAGCUGUCCGAGCCGUCGGAAUAGGAGCGGUCGGUGCUUGGUCGUGGGCAUCUGUUACUGUUUAAUUUUUGGAAAUAUCUAAGAUGAUGUUUGAAGUUGAUGUAUCCAGCCAUAAGGUCUGUUGCCUUAGCUACUGGAUAAUUAGUUUUGGAACAGCCUGGUUUGCUGUGACUUUCCCAAAACGCAGAGUCAUGUUUGAAAUUAAGAAGAUCUGUUGCAUCGGUGCAGGCUAUGUUGGAGGACCCACGUGUAGUGUCAUUGCUCAUAUGUGCCCUGAAAUCAGGGUAACGGUUGUUGAUGUCAAUGAAUCAAGAAUCAAUGCAUGGAACUCCCCUACACUUCCUAUUUAUGAGCCAGGACUAAAAGAAGUGGUAGAAUCCUGUCGAGGAAAAAAUCUAUUUUUUUCUACCAAUAUUGAUGACGCCAUUAAAGAAGCUGAUCUUGUGUUUAUUUCUGUGAACACUCCAACAAAAACCUACGGAAUGGGGAAAGGCCGUGCAGCAGAUCUGAAGUAUAUUGAAGCUUGUGCUAGACGCAUUGUGCAGAACUCACAUGGGUACAAAAUUGUGACUGAGAAAAGCACAGUCCCAGUGCGGGCAGCGGAAAGUAUUCGCCGAAUAUUUGAUGCAAACACAAAACCCAACUUGAAUUUACAGGUGCUAUCCAACCCUGAGUUCUUGGCAGAAGGAACAGCCAUCAAGGACCUGAAGAGCCCAGACAGAGUGCUGAUUGGAGGGGAUGAAACCCCAGAGGGCCAGAGAGCUGUGCAGGCACUGUGUGCUGUGUAUGAGCACUGGGUUCCCAGAGAAAAGAUCCUCACCACUAAUACUUGGUCUUCAGAACUUUCCAAACUGGCAGCAAAUGCUUUUCUUGCCCAGAGAAUUAGCAGCAUUAACUCUAUAAGUGCCCUCUGUGAAGCAACAGGAGCUGAUGUAGAAGAGGUGGCAACAGCCAUUGGAAUGGACCAGAGAAUUGGAAAUAAGUUUCUGAAAGCCAGUGUUGGUUUUGGUGGGAGUUGCUUUCAAAAGGAUGUUCUGAAUUUGGUUUAUCUCUGUGAGGCCCUAAAUUUGCCUGAAGUAGCUCGUUAUUGGCAGCAGGUCAUAGACAUGAAUGACUACCAGAGAAGGAGGUUUGCUUCCCGGAUUAUAGACAGUCUGUUUAAUACCGUGACUGAUAAGAAGAUAGCUAUUCUGGGGUUUGCAUUCAAAAAGGACACUGGUGAUACAAGAGAGUCGUCUAGUAUAUAUAUUAGCAAAUAUUUGAUGGAUGAAGGUGCACACCUCCAUAUAUAUGAUCCGAAAGUACCAAGGGAACAAAUAGUUGUGGAUCUUUCUCAUCCAGGAGUCUCAGAGGAUGACCAAGUGGCCCGGCUUGUGACCAUUUCCAAGGACCCCUAUGAAGCAUGUGAUGGUGCCCAUGCUGUUGUUAUUUGCACUGAGUGGGACAUGUUUAAGGAACUGGAUUAUGAACGCAUUCAUAAAAAAAUGCUGAAGCCAGCCUUUAUCUUUGAUGGACGGCGUGUCCUGGACGGGCUCCACAAUGAACUACAAACCAUUGGCUUCCAGAUUGAAACAAUUGGCAAAAAGGUGUCUUCAAAGAGAAUUCCAUAUGCCGCUUCUGGUGAAAUUCCAAAGUUCAGUCUUCAGGAUAUACCGAACAAGAAACCCAGAGUAUAAACAUUGCCAUUUUUAUCUGUAAUUUUUUUGGUACUUUAGGAUAGCAAAUAUUUAUCUGAUAUUCAGUGGUAAAUGAACCAAGUGCUUUUAAGGAAACAAAACUAUUUUUUUAAUAAUCACAUUUAUACUAGUUGUAUGGGAAUCAGCAUAUCUGGUAAUUAUCAAACUAGAAUAUUUUUUACAUAUUUUUAUAAUAUUGUUACCUCAGUGAUUGGAUGAGUAGCAAAUAAUCAUGUUGGUUUUAAUGGUGUUGAUUUUUGUAAAAUUAAACUUUAAACACUUUUUACUUUAUAAAAUGUCUUUAGGCAGCAGUUUAAUAUCACAUUUUAAUGGGAAUGGCACUCGUUUUUCUGAUCAUCGGUUUAUUUACUUGUCAUUAAGUAUGUAUUUUAAACCAUAAAAUUGCUAUAUUAAAUACUAAGCUACACCUGUUGACUUUUCCAAAGUGUCAUGGAAAUUUAGAGAUUUCUGGAUUAAUUGAGUGAGGUGGCCUCCACUGCCAUUUCCUGUCUCUCUGAACUUAGAAGGAUGCAAUGGGCAGAAUGAGGUCCAACUUUUCCCCCCUGUGCUUCCACAUUAGAACUGACCCUACAAGUAUCAUUUGGUUAUUGUUCCUUUGCUCCUUUUGUUUUAAUGAACUGCAUCGUUUUUUUCCUUAGUCCAAAAAGAUCAUCACUGCCCAUUUCCAAUCAAUCAGUAAGACUAAAAGGCAGUUUUUUUUAACAUGAGAAGAUCAUGUGGUGAAAUGAAAAUUUACUUCAGACCUCUUCACUUCUCAUUUAUCCUCACAGAUCAUUAGUUUUUUAGUCCAAGAGCCAGAAAUAUUUGUUACCUUUACUUUGCGUUUUAUUCCUGUAAUUCACUGCAGUUUCCCCCUUUGCCUUUAAGUAAUAAAAACAGUAUAAUCUCAUGUAUAAACUUAAAAAAGUAGAUAUUACAAGUUAUGUAUGGCAUAAUCCUGAAAUAAGAAAUUUUGUGUUUUCAUCUGCUUUUUUUCUUGUCUCUUGUUGACUUUGAUUUUCUCUUGUGUUUAUCAUUAUUGAAAUAUGUCAGAUGUCCCUUUGAUGCUUGUGCUCCGCUGAGAGUGUACAAAUUGUAUUAAACAGAUGCAAGCCUCAUCCUUUAGGAAUUUUGCGGUUCAGUAAGAAUCUACAGAGAUAAAGAUGAGGACAGAGACAUCUGUACAGAUAUCAAAUAUAUAAAUAAAAUACUCUGUAUCAGCCA
Vicugna pacos (alpaca) is the source of this 3159-nucleotide messenger RNA. The record is from RefSeq and is a predicted model, not a curated record. NCBI's taxonomy places the organism in Eukaryota, Metazoa, Chordata, Mammalia, Artiodactyla, Camelidae.